AUGGAAGAGAUUGAAACAUACACACUCGUAAUUCUCGGAUCAGGUGCUGUUGGCAAGACGUCCAUUACAAUUCAAUUAAUUCAAGGUAGGUUUUCAGCUUAUCACGACCCAACUUUCGAAAAUACGUACACGAAGUACGUGAAUAUAGGCGGUGACGAAAUCAAAUUAAAUAUCCUCGAUACGGCAGGACAAGAUGAUUUUGAAUGCAUGAGAGACACUUACAUUCGUCAAGGCCACGGCUUCUUAUUAGUUUUUGCACUUAACGAUAUGCAGUCGUUCGACAAAAUGAUUGAAAUUUAUCGUAGAAUUAAGGAAAUCAAAGAUUCGUAUACUCCUCCGGUACUCAUUUGUGCAAAUAAAUGUGAUUUUCCGACUUGGGAAGUUAAUAAGGAGAAUUUCAUUGAUUUUUGUGAAUCACAGAAGCUUAAGUAUAACUUUACUUCAGCGUUGACUGGCGAAAAUAUUGUAAAAUCUUUUGAAGAUAUUAGCAAGAUGAUGAGAAAACAGAACCCUGAUUCUAAUUACGGCAAAAGCAAACCAAAACCUUCAAAAGACGAAGAUGCUAAUUGCUGUCGAAUUUAA
Messenger RNA from Trichomonas vaginalis G3, 582 nucleotides. RefSeq names its product GTPase protein. Gene Ontology annotation, biological process: signal transduction. Lineage: Eukaryota; Parabasalia; Trichomonadida; Trichomonadidae. Bases 1 to 582 code for a protein of 193 amino acids. Gene Ontology annotation, molecular function: GDP binding; GTPase activity; GTP binding. Gene Ontology annotation, cellular component: plasma membrane. The transcript has a single exon. The record is from RefSeq and is a predicted model, not a curated record.